Rattus rattus (black rat) is the source of this 5860-nucleotide messenger RNA. RefSeq names its product stromal antigen 2 (gene Stag2). The record is from RefSeq and is a predicted model, not a curated record. Gene Ontology annotation, cellular component: cohesin complex; nucleus; chromatin. Gene Ontology annotation, molecular function: chromatin binding. Gene Ontology annotation, biological process: sister chromatid cohesion. Lineage: Eukaryota; Metazoa; Chordata; Mammalia; Rodentia; Muridae.
CACUGUCUAGACCUGCGGGAGCUUCCUGUCCCUCAGUAGAAUUCAAGGGUGUAAAGAAGAGGAAGGGGGAAAAAAUCUUGUACCAGCCCAGGGGUGAAGAAGCCCCCGGCCUGAGAAAGAAGGAAGGAGUGGGGGAGGCCAACAGUCUCCUCGCUGCCUCUGUAGACGCUGAGGGGGGAGGAACUGUCUUUCUUAGAGGAAGCACACUGUCUUUUAUUCACAUAAAUAUAUGAAUAUAUUUCUGACAUUGGGGUGAUCCAGAAGAUGAUAAAGAAAUGAUAGCAGCUCCAGAAAUACCAACUGAUUUUAAUCUACUGCAGGAGUCAGAAACACAUUUUUCUUCUGACACAGAUUUUGAAGACAUUGAAGGAAAAAAUCAGAAGCAAGGCAAAGGCAAAACUUGUAAAAAAGGCAAGAAGGGUCCAGCAGAGAAGGGUAAAAGUGGAAAUGGAGGAGGAAAACCUCCUUCUGGUCCAAACCGAAUGAAUGGUCAUCAUCAGCAGAAUGGAGUUGAAAACAUGAUGUUGUUUGAAGUUGUAAAAAUGGGCAAGAGUGCUAUGCAGUCGGUGGUAGAUGAUUGGAUAGAAUCAUACAAGCAUGACCGAGAUAUAGCACUUCUUGACCUUAUCAACUUUUUUAUUCAGUGUUCAGGCUGCAAAGGAGUCGUCACAGCAGAGAUGUUUAGACAUAUGCAGAACUCUGAGAUAAUUCGAAAAAUGACAGAAGAAUUCGACGAGGAUAGUGGGGAUUACCCACUAACCAUGGCUGGUCCUCAGUGGAAGAAGUUCAAGUCCAGCUUCUGUGAGUUCAUUGGUGUAUUAGUACGGCAAUGUCAAUAUAGUAUCAUAUAUGAUGAGUACAUGAUGGACACUGUCAUUUCACUUCUUACUGGAUUGUCUGACUCCCAAGUCAGAGCAUUUCGACAUACAAGCACCCUGGCAGCUAUGAAGUUGAUGACUGCUUUGGUAAAUGUGGCACUGAAUCUUAGCAUUAAUAUGGAUAACACACAAAGACAGUACGAGGCAGAACGGAAUAAAAUGAUUGGAAAACGAGCCAACGAAAGGCUAGAACUCCUGUUACAAAAGCGUAAAGAGCUUCAGGAAAAUCAAGAUGAAAUAGAAAAUAUGAUGAAUGCAAUAUUUAAAGGAGUGUUUGUACAUAGAUACAGGGAUGCAAUAGCUGAAAUCAGAGCUAUAUGCAUUGAAGAGAUUGGCAUUUGGAUGAAGAUGUAUAGUGAUGCCUUCCUUAAUGACAGCUAUUUAAAAUAUGUUGGUUGGACUAUGCAUGAUAAGCAAGGUGAGGUAAGACUCAAGUGUCUUACUGCUUUACAAGGGCUUUACUAUAACAAAGAGCUUAACUCCAAACUGGAACUGUUUACCAGUCGGUUCAAGGAUAGAAUUGUGUCUAUGACCCUUGACAAAGAAUAUGAUGUUGCAGUACAAGCAAUAAAGUUACUCACUCUUGUUUUACAGAGUAGUGAAGAAGUUCUAACUGCAGAAGACUGUGAAAAUGUCUAUCAUCUGGUUUAUUCAGCUCACCGGCCAGUAGCAGUUGCAGCUGGAGAAUUUCUCUACAAAAAGCUCUUCAGCCGUAGAGAUCCAGAAGAGGACGGAAUAAUGAAAAGAAGGGGAAGACAAGGUCCAAAUGCCAAUCUUGUCAAGACUUUGGUGUUUUUCUUCUUGGAAAGUGAGUUACAUGAACAUGCAGCAUACCUUGUGGAUAGCAUGUGGGAUUGUGCUUCAAUGGCUACUGAAGACUGGGAAUGUGUGAAUGGCUUGUUAUUAGAGUGGCCUCUGAGUGGAGAGGAAUGUAUUACAGAUGGUUACAAGAGUGCUUUGAUUGAAAUAAUGCUUUGUACUAUUAGAGCAGCUGAAUGUCAUUAACCUGGGAGAAGAGGACAGGAAAAAGGGCACGUGCUAACAGCAAAGGAGAAGAAGACACAGCUGGAUGACAGAACAAGAAUCACCGAGCUGUUUGCUGUGGCCCUUCCACAAUUAUUAGCAAAAUACUCUGUAGAUGCAGAAAAGGUGACCAAUUUGUUGCAGUUACCUCAAUACUUUGACUUGGAGAUCUACACCACUGGACGAUUGGAAAAGCACUUGGAUGCCUUAUUGCGUCAGAUCCGAAAUAUUGUAGAGAAGCACACAGACACAGAUGUUUUGGAAGCAUGUUCUAAAACUUACCAUGCAUUAUGUAAUGAAGAGUUCACGAUCUUCAACAGAGUAGAUAUUUCAAGAAGUCAGCUGAUAGAUGAACUGGCAGAUAAAUUUAACCGGCUUCUGGAAGAUUUUCUGCAAGAGGGAGAAGAACCUGACGAAGAUGAUGCAUAUCAGGUAUUGUCUACAUUGAAGAGGAUCACUGCUUUUCAUAAUGCCCAUGAUCUUUCAAAGUGGGAUUUGUUUGCUUGUAAUUACAAACUCUUGAAAACCGGAAUUGAAAAUGGAGAUAUGCCUGAGCAGAUUGUUAUUCACGCACUGCAGUGUGCUCACUAUGUAAUCCUUUGGCAGCUUGCUAAGAUCACUGAAAGCACUUCUACAAAGGAGGACUUGCUGCGUUUAAAGAAACAGAUGAGGGUAUUUUGCCAGAUAUGUCAACAUUACUUAACCAACGUGAAUACUACUGUUAAGGAACAGGCCUUCACUAUUCUGUGUGAUAUUUUGAUGAUCUUCAGUCACCAGAUUAUGUCUGGAGGGCGUGACAUGUUAGAGCCAUUAGUUUAUACUCCUGAUUCUUCAUUGCAGUCUGAGUUGCUCAGCUUUAUUUUGGAUCAUGUCUUCAUUGAACAGGAUGAUGAUAGUAAUAGUGCAGAUGGUCAGCAGGAGGAUGAAGCCAGUAAAAUUGAAGCUUUGCAUAAGAGGAGAAAUUUACUUGCAGCAUUUUGUAAGCUAAUUGUAUAUACAGUGGUGGAGAUGAACACAGCUGCAGAUAUCUUCAAGCAGUAUAUGAAGUAUUAUAACGAUUAUGGCGAUAUCAUCAAAGAAACAAUGAGUAAAACAAGGCAGAUUGACAAAAUUCAGUGUGCCAAGACUCUUAUUCUCAGUUUGCAGCAGCUUUUUAAUGAGAUGAUACAAGAGAAUGGCUAUAACUUUGAUAGAUCAUCCUCAACAUUUAGCGGCAUAAAAGAACUUGCUCGACGUUUUGCUUUAACUUUUGGACUUGAUCAAUUGAAAACCAGAGAAGCCAUUGCCAUGCUGCACAAAGAUGGCAUAGAAUUUGCUUUUAAGGAGCCUAAUCCACAAGGGGAGAGCCAUCCACCUUUAAAUUUGGCAUUUCUUGAUAUUCUCAGUGAAUUUUCUUCUAAACUGCUCCGACAAGAUAAAAGAACAGUGUAUGUUUAUUUGGAAAAGUUCAUGACCUUUCAGAUGUCACUCCGAAGAGAAGAUGUAUGGCUUCCUCUGAUGUCUUACCGAAAUUCUUUGCUAGCUGGUGGUGAUGAUGACACCAUGUCAGUCAUUAGUGGAAUGAGCAGUCGGGGAUCAACUGUACGGAGUAAAAAAUCAAAACCAUCUACAGGAAAACGGAAAGUGCUUGAAGGCAUGCAACUAGCACUCCCUGAAGAAAGCAGUAGCAGUGACAGUAUGUGGUUGAGCAGAGAGCAGACACUGCACACCCCUGUUAUGAUGCAGACACCGCAGCUCACCUCCACUAUUAUGAGAGAACCGAAAAGGUUACGGCCUGAAGAUAGCUUCAUGAGUGUCUAUCCGAUGCAGACAGAACACCAUCAAACUCCUCUGGAUUACAAUCAGCGUGGUACAAGCAUAAUGGAGGAUGACGAAGAGCCGAUUGUUGAAGAUGUUAUGAUGUCCUCAGAAGGAAGGAUUGAGGAUCUUAAUGAGGGAAUGGACUUUGACACCAUGGAUAUAGACCUGCCACCAUCAAAGAAUAGAAGAGAGAGAACAGAACUGAAGCCUGAUUUCUUUGAUCCUGCUUCAAUUAUGGAUGAAUCAGUUCUUGGCGUGUCAAUGUUUUAAUACCAGUACACAUUAAAUCUGUGAUGAAGUCAUUUUCUAAGUGGAAGAGGAAAUUUUAAAAUAACGUGUGGUAGAUACAGUGAAAUUCUGUACAGAUUUUUCUCUAAGGAGAAUAUAACAUGCUUAUGCUUACCAAGAUGAAGUGCAUUGAGGGGCAGUUUUGUUUGCCUGAAAAAAUAAAGGACAAGUAAACAAUUUGAUGAUAAGCUACAGUUUUUCUUAGAAAGUAAAUAUUUUAUUUAUGCGCUGUUAGUUGGCUUUUAAAGGAAUUAUUUCAUGCUUUUUUAAAAAAAUAUAAUAAUCUGAAGAAGUAUUUGGUACAGAUAAGAAUCUUCUCACAUUUAUUUACUGGUUGUACUAAAUAAUGAUGACCUCUGCUGGAUUUCUGUUUACAUCCACGAAACAAAAGUUAAGGAUGGAUUUAUUCCCUGACCCUGAAAUUGUAGGAUAGAAUUGUUUUUAGCAUUCUAAAUUUAAAUGCUUAAAACAUCAAUCAACAAACCUUUGUUUUAAAUGUUGUAAUUGUGGAAAAAAGUUAAACUUAUAAGCAGAACUUUUACAAUUUUUUCAUCUAAAAUGUAUUUUAAGAUAUUUUUAAAAUCCAAGAGCUUCUGUAUACUUUUCAGAAAUAUCCAGAUGCAGUGAACUGCCAGAAGGUAACCAGUCUCGAACAUGCUUAUCCCAUAGCAGCCCUGAAAGUUUGCUUGUCCUUUAAGAUAAAAAUGUAACGUUGUGAUAUUCCUUACAGUAGUGCCACUGUAUUUUGUCUCCAAAUAAAAAGCUUAUUGUAGUAUGUUUGCAGAAAAUUUAAACAAAAAUUAUACAGCUUAUUAGAGUGUGGGAAUAGGGAUCUAAAUUUUAAAUAAAAUUAUAUAUAUAUAUAAAUUGGUGCUGAUUUUAUAAUUGCGCAGUUUGUUUAGUUUUUUCUUACUUUUAAAUUCCAACUUAAAAUUAUGAGGUUUCAGAAAUAUAUUGAAAGUUUAACAAUGUUUAAAAAUAGAAAAGCAUGACUGUUCAUGCUUUAAAAUGAUUUUUAAAUUUGUAUUUUAUAUUGUUUUAUCUAUCUGUCUUUGCAAGCAGUCUUCAGGUUAAAGAUACUUCUAACAGGUUACAGUACAUUUCCUCUGUAUGUAAAUUAGAUGGGAUAAUAGAAUUCAUAACCCAUAAUAUUCUUUGAAAGCUAAGCUUUAAACUUCAUUUUAUGUCCUUUCACAAGUGAAUUAGUUUAAAACAGAAAGUGGCCACUUGCCAUUUUGACAUCAACUCAUUUUGCGAGGCUUAGGCAGCUAGACAUCGUUUAAAACAAAAUAUUAACUUAUAUUACAUGUAUAUCUAUCUUUUGUCAGUCGUCUCUCAGUUCUUGAGGUAUAUUAUUUUAAUCAUUCCAUGCCUUAAUAUGCUUGCAAUACAAGAAUAUCUUCAGAUGUGUGAAUACCAAAAGGUUUCUGGUUUUUCAAGUCAGGAAAUCAACAAGCAUUGGGCUGUGGUAGCCAAAAAACCAUAGGUUAAAUGAAAGACCACAAAAUACAUUUAUUUUAUUAAUUCAUGGUUAACAAAUAAAACCAGACCUGUCUAACAUACUUUCCAUCAACAAACAUUGUUAUGUGCAAACGUAUUGCAUAUGUUCUUCUAUACACCACUGCAUUUCCUACAACUGCUGAGAGGACUGUAUAUAUGAUUUGAAACCUAAGUUGAUUUUUUUCUCACUCUUGAAAGGAGUAUUUCUUUGUGAAAGCAGUUCUUCCAGCUUUGUUUUGAACCAGCUAAAAUGUUUUCUCUAUUACUCUAACCUGUUGUCCUCCACAUUCUAUUGUCCUAAUUGUACUGUUUGCUGAUUUGUAUUUAUGUCUUGAGACAGUAACUUUUUGAAUAAAAAUAAACCUACAGUA